Messenger RNA from Hermetia illucens (black soldier fly), 1242 nucleotides. RefSeq lists its product as uncharacterized. The coding region runs from base 721 to 1242 and encodes 173 amino acids. The transcript has 3 exons. The record is from RefSeq and is a predicted model, not a curated record. Lineage: Eukaryota; Metazoa; Arthropoda; Insecta; Diptera; Stratiomyidae.
UUCUUCGGACCACUGCGAACGCACUCACGGACGCGAUCUCCAUGAUGGACCCAGCAUCGCGUGGCGCGCUGUGCUCAACCAUUGCUUUACCGCUUUCUGGUCGCGAUAGCCUCAGGUGUUUCGCGCUUUGCUGAAGCUGAUAGUAAUGCCUCAUGCAGGCAUCAUUUCACCAGCAUUCCGCUCUAGAACGAAUUAUAUUUUAAUAACAAUAACAAUCGCGCAGGCAAACCGUUAAGGGAAACGUAAUUAAAGUGGUGAAUGAAUGUGAAUACUGAAUGCACACGAUCAUCACCGUAAUCAACACUUUCGGUACGACACGUCUGCGCCAGGUAUUCGCAGUGAUGGUCGCGUUUUAGGGCCUGUGAUGUGCUUGUGGUGAAUCUCAACAAGGAAUGAUAAUAAAACCAUUAUUGGCCGUUAAAUCGGGGGAGCGGGGAAGGUGUGAAGUGUGUGCGCGGUACUUUGCGUGUGUGACGGUAAAUAAUAGUGUCGUUUAUUAGCUUGUGUUUUUGACGGAGAAAUUGGGAUUUUGAUCAGAAGUGGAGUUAACAGUUAAAGCAUGUAGAAUUCUCGCUGAUUAUUCUCAUUAACGGACUCGGCCUCUUUCGAAUUUGGAUUACAAUUUAAUUCAACUGAAUGUAGUUCUCUAAAACGUCGGGCGGAUGGAAGCGAUUGACUGUGAAUUAUUAAACUUUUACUGAUUUACAAUCAUCCGUGAAAAUGUUCGAUUUGAAGCUUUGUUUGCUGGACUUGAUCCGACCUUCGUCGAAUCCGAAACCAAAGAAAUCCCUUAAGGAAAUGUCCACCAAUUACUCCUCAAACUUUAUGCAGAAGUACAACGAUUUAAAUAUAAUUUACUUUAAUGAAAACAUGUCGAUGACCAGUCGAUAUGACAUGCGGAACUAUUCUCCGGUUUACAAGCAACAAAUCUUCCGAACAAGCCCAAUGAGCAGCAGUUUCACCAUGAGGCAGAAUACGAAUCGGGAAUGGGGUUCUGAGAGCGUCAGUUUCGAGUUUUCCUCUGAUGACCGUGAGGAUAAAACGGAGAGUGAAACCGACGGAGCACAUACCGAUGCGGAGGAUUCUGCUGGAGCUGCCUUGGAUUCCUUCUGCACGCUCUGCACUUCGUCCUUCAGUUUCAACCAAUGUCGAUAUUGUGACGACUCCGCAUGCAGUUCGAAGUGCCAGUCCGAGAAGAAUAUCCCGAAUUUAUGCUGUCGGGACCAAAAUGCUAUCAGGUAA